UUGCACUUCUGGGCGUGAACAGAAUGUCCUAUGACCAAAUGUAGAAAGUUGCAGACAGAUGAAGUUCCUCAGUUAGAGGCUGCAGUUUUCCGGAGAAGAUUAAACGAACUGAAGACUUGAGUGCGUACUUCACUUGCAUUAAAAUUUUAAAAGAGGAUCUAUUGGACAAAACACUUACCUGCUUUGCAGACAGCAAGAUCACGUGGACCUUCAUCUUGCACCAGAGCUGAAACUGGCAACUGGCAACACCCAACAAUGCAGCAAGCUGAGCCUCCGACUAGUUGCCACCAGAGCAAGGAGCUAUUGAUCUUGGAUGUGGAUGUUGGCGUGGAUGAUGCCCUAGCGCUGAUGAUGGCUCUGGCAGCUCCCAACGUGCACAUCCUGGCAAUAACCUGCACUCACGGUAACACGGGCAUCGACAACGUGUGCAAGAACGUGCUGCGUGUGCUGAAACUGUGUAACAGGAUGGAGAUCCCUGUCUACCGUGGAGCAGGCACCUCUCUCCUGGGUGUACUCCAUCACGCCUCACAAUACCAUGGGAUGGAUGGCCUGGGCGAUGUUCCCGAUCCCGAUGCUCCGGGUGUGGAACAUUUAAAGUCCGAACACGCAGUGAAUGCCAUGACACGGAUAGUUAAUGAGUACCCCAGGCAGGUCACUCUUGUUGCUCUUGGACCCCUGACCAACGUAGCCCUGGCUGCCAAGUUACACCCCACCUUUCCUUCAAAGCUGAAGGGUCUGUACAUCAUGGGUGGAAACAUGGAAGCCAGAGGGAAUGUGAGAGUCAGCGGCGAGUUCAACUUUGUCACAGACCCAGAAGCGGCUUCCAUUGUGCUGAGCCACUUCACUUGUCCCAUGUAUAUCGCCACCUUGGAGUACUGCCUCCGCCAUCGUCUGGCCUGGGACUUUUACAAAAAGUGGGUGAAUCAAGACAGUGCAAAGGCUCAUUUCAUGAAGAAGAUAUCUGCACAUUCUGCGGACUAUGUCCAGGAAGGCGAAGGUAGUAAGGCCUUGCUGUUUGGAAGUGGCUUUGUGUCCUGUGAUUCAUUCGCAAUGUCUGCUGCCAUCGAUGACUCGGUGGUGACGGAGCGCGCCCAGUACGGGGUGAGUGUGGAGUUGCACGGAUCACUGACCAGGGGCAUGAUGGUCGUGGACACCCUCGACAUCCUGAAGCUCCCACACAAAGCCACCGUCUUCAUGGAAUGUGACAUGGAGAAGUAUAAGCAGCAGCUGAUUAACGCCCUGAAAUGAGAUGCAGUACGUCCCACACGGAAGAACAUAAAGUGCCAGAGUUACAAUUAUACACGAUACAAACGCUAACGCCAAUAAAAUUUAUGCUUCAAUAAAGGGCUAUUAAUACCUUAAAAAUGGGGUAUUCAAUGCUAACAAUAACUCAUUCUAAUCUUGUUUAUAAAAGUGUUUGAAGUCAAACUAAACCAGUUGGAAGAUUAACUAUUAAAUCUGUUAUGGAAAUUUGAUCAUCUUUUUUAAGUAUGAAAUAUUUAACCAACCUUUCCAAAGGAAAUUCAAUGGAAGGUAUGGGAAAAUUGAAUGGUGUUUGCCAUUGUUGCUGGAUCAUUGUGUGCCUAUCUUCAGUGUAAACCAGCAUCUGCAGUUCAUUCCAACACUAUUGCGAUGCCGCACUGGUUUCCAUCCUCAUUUCUUGCCACCGUAAAUUUAAUGAAAUCCCUGCCAGUGAAGUCUCCCCAUCGCUCUCUGCUCAAUAGUCCAUGCCCAACAUAUCCUCCUCUCCGCCCACCACCUCCAGGCUUCAAAGUUCUCUACCUCUGUUGCCUCCUCCAGCCCUGUGACCCGUGAAGGCCGUGCGCUUUAGAAGUCUCUUCCUAAGCCUCUCCACCCCACGCUCUCUUCCCCUGCAGAGAGAUUAAUGGCAUCUCAUAUCCUGUGUGAUUCAGCCUUUAAUAUGAUUCAUAUGAUAAAUCCAGCCUAUGAAUACAUAUCAUUGUUUAUUAAGAUGUCUAAUUGGAUUUGGGUUCAUUUUGUUGUGAUCAGAGAUUUCAAUUUCAAAGACAUGGUUUGACUCGAUAUUUCAAGCUGUUAACACUCCACAGGAGAACCAAUAUAAGAAAAUAAUAUGCACUUUAUUUGAUAUGGAGACAAUAUAACGUCAUAGAAAUAGGCUUUGCUUUUGCUGAAUUUGGUGGGAACCACUGAAUUCAUAUUGUAAUGGCUCAUAAAUACCGUGUGAAUCAAUAGAAAAUAAAGGUCAAAUGGAACUAAA
Molecule: messenger RNA, 2239 nt
Organism: Amblyraja radiata (thorny skate)
Lineage: Eukaryota; Metazoa; Chordata; Chondrichthyes; Rajiformes; Rajidae
Product: pyrimidine-specific ribonucleoside hydrolase RihA-like
Exons: 7
Coding region: 256-1248 (330 amino acids)
Molecular function (GO): hydrolase activity, hydrolyzing N-glycosyl compounds
Source: RefSeq, a predicted model, not a curated record